CUGAUUAUCGGAUUAACGGCGUCUCAGCGGCCGACAGUAAGUGCAGUCAGAACACGACAGAGUAGGAAGAACAGGCAGCAUGAGCUUCAGCGUGGAGGAGAGAGGCAGAGAAAACACACCCGACUACAGACUUUACUUCAAAAACGCAGAGGGAAAAUACAUAUCUCCAUUUCAUGACAUUCCCAUCUACGCCGACGAGGCCGAGAACAUCUUCCAUGCUGUCGUGGAGGUCCCAAGAUGGACGAAUGCAAAAAUGGAGAUCGCGACUAAAGAUCCUCUCAAUCCGCUGAAGCAGGACGUGAAGAAAGGGAAUCUGCGUUACGUCAGCAACGUCUUUCCUCAUAAGGGCUACAUCUGGAACUAUGGAGCCAUUCCUCAGACGUGGGAGGAUCCGGGCCACCGGGACGGAGACACAGGCUGCUGUGGUGAUAAUGAUCCCAUUGACAUCUGUGACAUUGGAAAUAAGGUGUGCUCUCGAGGAGAAAUCAUCCGUGUGAAGGUGCUGGGGACUCUGGCGCUCAUCGACGAAGGAGAAACCGACUGGAAAGUCAUCGUCAUAAACGUGGAGGACCCGGAGGCCCAAGACUUCAACGAUAUCGAGGACGUCCGCAGACUGAAGCCCGGAUACCUGGAGGCCACGCUCGACUGGUUCAAGAUGUACAAAGUGCCGGACGGGAAGCCGGAAAACCAAUUUGCCUUCGACGGUGAAUUUAAGAACAGGGAUUUCGCCAUUAAAACAGUUAAGGACACUCACAGUUUCUGGAAAGCUCUGAUCUCCAAGAAAACAGACGCUGGAGAACUAAACUGUAUGAACACCUGCGUCUCUGACAGUCCCUACUGCCGCUCCGCCGCCGAAGCCCAAGCCGUCGUGGAUUCGGCUCAUCCGUACGGUGAUGCGGAGCCGAUACCGAGCUCAGCUGACAAAUGGUUCUACUACGAACAGACAUAGACGAUCAUCAGCGCUGACGGCAACAACAUAUGGCCGGAAAACAGUUUUAUUACACAAAUCCAUCAACAGCUCUGUUAUAUAUUGCAUUAGCUACUGAUAAACACUGUGUAGUUUGAUUCAUAAAGGUUUGGAUGUUAGUCUGUGUAAUAUAACUGUAUGAACGUGAAGCCUUUCAAUGCAAACUCAAUUAAAAUGAAACAAUGUGACUUUUACAGUUCUUUUAUUGAAAUAUAGUGAACAUUACACAUCUUUCCGAUGUCUAUUUAUGUAUCUAUGUGUUAAGGAACAUCUAAUUGUAGCACAUUUAAUUAAUUUGUAACUGGCUUUAAUCAGUGUAAUUGCUUGGAAACACUUGAUUGUGGUUCUACAGGUAAUUGUUGCUAAUGUCAUGAUGUUAUUUCUUGACUUUGUGCCCCGUCGCCAUGGAGACUGUAGCAGCAUCUGUUACUUUGCGUUUGAAUGAUGUUGACGGGAAAAACAGCAUGUGAGGAUCAUGUGAAUGAUGCAUAUGAGUGAUCUUCCUGUAAGUGGGGGAAAACACUGGGGAUCAAAAUUCUGGAGUAAUUACGUUUUUAUAGUUAUUAA
This is a messenger RNA of Labeo rohita (rohu), 1534 nucleotides long. It is a transcript of the gene ppa1a, whose product is annotated as inorganic pyrophosphatase 1a. Gene Ontology annotation, biological process: phosphate-containing compound metabolic process. The transcript is spliced from 11 exons. Gene Ontology annotation, molecular function: magnesium ion binding; inorganic diphosphate phosphatase activity. The record is from RefSeq and is a predicted model, not a curated record. Bases 80 to 949 code for a protein of 289 amino acids. Gene Ontology annotation, cellular component: cytoplasm. NCBI's taxonomy places the organism in Eukaryota, Metazoa, Chordata, Actinopteri, Cypriniformes, Cyprinidae.